Carya illinoinensis is the source of this 1592-nucleotide messenger RNA. RefSeq names its product presenilin-like protein At1g08700. The record is from RefSeq and is a predicted model, not a curated record. Gene Ontology annotation, cellular component: membrane; nucleus. The transcript has a single exon. Gene Ontology annotation, biological process: protein processing. The coding region runs from base 120 to 1493 and encodes 457 amino acids. NCBI's taxonomy places the organism in Eukaryota, Viridiplantae, Streptophyta, Magnoliopsida, Fagales, Juglandaceae. Gene Ontology annotation, molecular function: aspartic endopeptidase activity, intramembrane cleaving.
AAAAAAAAAACAAAAACAAAAACAAAAACAAAAUCAAAGAAUAUGAAAUAGGAAUCAGAUCACGGCGCACGCACUGCCAAGAAGAAUCACCGGUCGACGAAAUCCCCCAACCAAACGUGAUGGAGUCGAGCAUCCUAGCAUCAAUCGGCGUCGAGAUCAUCGGUGUCAUGUCCCCCGUCUCAAUCUGCAUGUUCUUGGUGGUCCUUCUCGUCUACUCUCUCUCUCCUUCCAAUCCCUUCUCCUCUCCCUCUUCCCCUAUUUCCAUCCGCACCGCCGCCAACCUCGUCUACCUCGAGAGCCCUUCCGACUCUACCGCCCAGAAGCUGGAAGGCGCUCUCUUAAACGCCUUGGUCUUCGUCGUCCUCAUAUCCAUUGUCACCUUCCUCCUCGUCGUCCUCUACUACUAUAACUUUACCAAUUUCUUAAAGAACUACAUGCGUUUCUCCGCCUUUUUCGUGCUCGCUACAAUGGGUGGCUCCAUCUUCCUCUCCAUAAUUCAGCAUUUCUCCAUACCCGUCGACUCUAUCACUUGCUUCUUGCUGCUUUUCAAUUUUACGGUUGUGGGUGUGCUGUCCGUGUUCUCCGGUGGGGUACCCAUAUUCUUGAGGCAAGCGUAUAUGGUCUCGUUGGGAAUAAUUGUGGCGACAUGGUUCACGAAAUUGCCCGAAUGGACGACUUGGGUUUUGCUGGUGGCUUUGGCUCUAUAUGAUUUGGCGGCUGUCUUGGCCCCUGGAGGGCCACUGAAAUUGCUGGUGGAAUUGGCAUCGAGUAGGGAUGAGGAAUUACCGGCUCUGAUCUAUGAGGCUCGGCCGACCGUAUCACGGAAUACAGGAAAUAGGGGUUCUAGUUUAGGGCUUUUGGUUGGUGGGGUUUCGGAUUCUGGGUCGGUUGAGCUACAGGCGGUUGAGCAUGACAACGGAAAUAUAAAUGUGGUCGACAAUCGCAGUAAUUCUGAGUAUACCUCUGUUGAGGUUGGGAGUUUUCCAAAUGAGGAUCGUGACAGCGGCAAAGAUCAAGGGGAGAGUUCCCCGUUGGUAGGUCAUUCGCGGGAAAGGCAUACGUCGAGCAGUGGAUCUUCAGAGUAUUCAACUGUGGUUGUUGGUUCUGAUCGAGCUCGGGAUCCUGAGCCCGAGAUUGUUGAUGAGGAGAUGUCUCCACUGGUUGAGAUGAUGGGGGUGGGGAACAACAGAGAGUGGACUAGGAGGGAUAAUGCAGAGGUGACGAGUAGAGGUAUUAAACUUGGCCUUGGAGACUUUGUUUUCUAUAGUGUUCUUGUGGGCAGAGCUGCAAUGUAUGAUCUUAUGACAGUAUAUGCUUGUUACCUUGCAAUUAUUUCGGGACUUGGCUGCACUCUUAUUUUGUUGUCGCUGUGCCAUCGAGCUCUUCCUGCCUUGCCAAUUUCGAUUACAUUAGGUGUUGUUUUUUACUUCUUGACUCGGUUAUUAAUGGAACCUUUUGUGGUUGGGACGGCGACAAAUUUGAUGAUGUUUUGAUUCUCGGUUUUGAGAGAUCAAUUGGAUGUUAGAGGAAUACUGAUGUUUUCAUAGGCGUGAGAUUUGUAUACAAGGUACAACUCCCUGAAUUUUUUCCCA